AUGGACGACCUGCGGGUGCUGUGGCUGCGCGACCGCGUGUGCGCCGCCCUGGGGCUCGCGGACCCGCGGCUCUUCGAGGCGCUGCUGAGCCGCGACGACGGCGAGGCCGAGGACCGCGUCCUGCACUUCCUCAACCGCGCCUCGGACGAGGAGGCGGCCGCCGCGCUCUUCUUCUACCGCGCGCUGGAGGCCGAGGAGGUGGAGGUGGAGAUCGACGUGGAACCACCCGUCCCGUCGGAGCAGGGAGAGGAGGAAGAGGACAAUGAUGCUCAGAAAAUGGAGGCCUCAGAAAGCGCGUCAGUUAAGACCCCGUGGUCGGCCACCGGCAUCCAGUCUGUCACCGCGGAGGAUGAGGAAGAGGCGGGAGAGACUGGAGAGAAAUUACCCAUGAAAAAAAUUGUGAAGCAGACAGUGGAAAAGAUUUGUCUCCGUGUGCUUUGCGAGCCUGUCCCCGAGGAGUUUCUGGACCAGAUCGUGGUGUUUUUCCUCAGAAACACAAAAGAGGCGGUCCCCGAGGCCACGGACAUGAAGGAGACCAUGGAGCUCAUGCCCCAGACGAUGGAGUUCGGGGUUCUGAACGCCAGCACGCUCAACUUCCUGAAGGAGAUCAUAUGCCAGGUUUUUCUGCCGGCUUUGUCCUUCAAUCAGCACAAGGAAGGAAGUGCGGGCCUCACACCUGGAGAGUUCUCCAGCACGAUGGGGUUUGAGAUGGACUUGGGUAGCCUGCCUGGGGAGACAGUAGAAUAUCACAGCAUCCAACUGAUGCGGGAUGAAUUUCUAAUGAACCUCCAGAAAUUCGCAAAUAGUAUCCAAAGGACAAUACAGCAACUGGAAGGUGAGAUCAAGCUAGAAAUGCCCAGCAUCAGUGUCGAGGGAGAGGUGUCUGAGCUGGCGGCUAACGUGGAGACUGUUGAAAUCUUGGAGCAGUGUGUGAUAAACUGGUUGAACCAGAUAUCCACAGCUCUGGAGGACCAGCUGAAAAAGACCCCUCAGGGCAACGGCCCUCUGGCCGAAAUUGAAUUCUGGAGAGAAAGAAAUGCAACUCUCAGUGCCCUCCAUGAGCAGACAAAGCUCCCAGUCGUCAGGAAGGUCCUGGAGGUGAUCAAAGAGUCCGACUCCAUGCUCGUGGUGAAUCUGCAGCCCGUCCUGACCGACUUGUACAAGUACCACACGGAGGCCUCGGACAACGUGCGCUUCCUGUCCACCGUGGAGCGUCAUUUCAAGAACAUAACGCACGGCUCUGGCUUCCAUGUGGUCCUGGAGACCAUCCCGUCCAUGAUGAAUGCACUACGCAUGGUGUGGAUCAUCUCCCGGCACUACAACAAGGACGAGAGGAUGGUCCCACUCAUGGAACGCAUCGCCUGGGAAAUCGCCGACCGGGUCUGCCGCGUGGUCAACCUGCGGACGCUGUUCAGAGAGAACCGAGCUAGCGCACAGCGCAAAACCUCAGAGGCCAGGAACACCCUGCACAUGUGGAAAAAGUCCUACUUUGAAGUCAGGGCCAAGAUCGAGGCUUCUGGGAGAGAGGCCCGGUGGGAGUUUGACCGGAAGCGGCUGUUCGAGAGGACAGACUACAUAGCCACCAUCUGCCAGGACCUCUACGACAUCCUUCAGGUGGUGGAGGAGUUCUACAAUAUAUUUGGCCCGGAGCUGAAGGCGGUGACUGGCGACCCCAAGCGCAUUGACGACGUGCUGUGCCGCGUGGACAGCCUGGUCAGCCCCAUGGAGAACCUGACCUUUGACCCCUUCAGCAUGAAGUCCUCCCAGUACUGGAAAUACGUGAUCGAUGACUUCAAGAUCGAAGUUCUGGUUAUCGAGAAAGAAGCCAAAAAUUUUAUCGACGAAUCUUUCAAGACGCUUCGAUCUGCCGAAGCGGCAUUUGACAUGCUUUUAAAAUUUAAGCAUAUUCGUUCGCGGGAGGCGAUUAAUCGACAGAUGAUGAUGAAGUUUAACGACAUCCUUGCGCAGUAUUGUAAAGAGAUCGACAUCAUCAACAAGCUCUUUGUUCAGCACCAGGAGAACCCGCCACUGUACAAGAACCACCCUCCGGUGGCCGGCGCCAUCUGCUGGGAGCGCUCCCUGUUCUUCCGCAUCAAGCACACCAUCCUCCGCUUCCAGGAGGUGGAGGAGAUUCUGGACAGUGACCUGGGGAGAGAGGUAAAACAGAAAUAUUUGGAAGUGGGCAGGACCAUGAAGGAAUACGAAGACAAAAAAUACCAGUUGUGGAGAGAGAACACGGAGCAGAUCCUGCCGACACUGAUGAAGAAGAGCCUGCUCACCAAGACUUCUGAGGACGCGGCACCCACGGACAAGGGGCCUGUGUUUGUGAUCAAUUUCUCACCUGCCCUCAAGGAGAUCAUUCAUGACACUAAGUACUUGGAACAGCUGGGGUUCACUGUCCCUGAGUUAGCAAGGAAUGUUGCACUUCAGGAGGACAAAUUUCUUAGGUACACGGACGGGAUACAGCGUGUACUGGAUCAUUACCACAAGCUCGUAGGCACGUUGAACGAGGCCGAGUUGCUCCUCCUGGAGGACCACUCCCAGGAAUUGAUCAGAGUGUUUCGGUCUGGAUACAAGAGGCUGAACUGGAACUCACUAGGUAUCCCUGACUACAUAACCCGGUGCAAACAGGCCAUCGGGAAAUUCGAAUCUCUGGUGCACCAGAUCCACAAGAACGCGGACGAUAUCACUUCCAGGCUGGCGUUGAUUGAGUCCAUAAAUCUCUUUAAAUAUCCAACAUGUAAGAGUGAGGACGAACUCCCAGGCGUGAAGGAGUUUUUUGAGCACAUUGAUCGAGAACGGCUGAAAGACGUGGAGCACAUGGUCAGGUGGUAUCUCGCCAUCGGGCCUCUGCUGACCAAGGUCGAGGGCCUGGUUGUCCACACCAACACCGGCAAGGCCCCCAAGCUGCUGCCCUACUACGAGUACUGGGAAAAUAAGAUUUAUGAGGUCCUGACCAAGCUCGUCCUGAAGAAUUUGCAGUCUUUCAAUUCUUUAGUCCUUGGAAAUGUCCCUUUGUUCCAAACGGAAACCAUUCUGACUGCCCCCGAGAUCAUCCUUCACCCCAACGCCAAUGAGAUCGACAAAAUGUGUGUCCACUGCGUCCGAAGUUGCGUGGAGAUCACCAGGCAUUUUGUCCGAUGGAUGCACGGCAGCUGCAUAGAGUGCCCUCCUCAGAAGGGGGAGGAGGAAGAACUCGUUAUAAUAAGCUUUUACAAUGACAUCUCUCUGAACCCCCAGAUAACUGAGCAAGCACUUAUGAUCCCCCAAAACGUCCACAGGAUUCUGCUCAAUCUUACAAAGUACCUACAAAAAUGGAAGAGGUAUCGCCCCCUCUGGAAAUUGGACAAAACCAUCGUGAUGGAGAAAUUUGCCGCCAGGAAACCCCCCUGUGUGGCAUAUGAUGAAAAGCUGCAGUUCUAUUCCAAGAUUGCCUCCGACGUCCUGCGCCACCCUCUGAUUAAGGACGAGCAGUGCGUCCGGCUGCAGCUCGGGCCGCUGGCGAGCACAGUGCGGGAAAAUGCCAAGUCCUGGGUGCUUUCGCUUGGGAAACUCCUCAACGACUCAGCCAGGGAGGAGCUCCACAAUCUCCACGAAGAGAUAGAGCACCUGGCCAAACAGCUGAAGAAGAGCCCCAGCACCCUUGAAGACCUCAAGCUUGUCCUCGCCACGAUUGCCGAGAUCAGGAGCAAGUCUUUAGUCAUGGAGCUGAGAUACAGGGACGUCCAGGAGAGGUACCGCACCUUGGCCAUGUACAAUAUCUCCCCACCUGAUGCAGAGAAAGAACUGGCUAAAAUGAUUGAGAGCCUGUGGCAAAAUCUGCUUAGCGAUUCGAUGAGUGUGGAGCACUCUCUUGGGGGCAUAAAGAGGACUUUCACAGAGAUUACUCGAGGUGAAAUACUCAACUAUAGACGGCAGAUAGAGGAUUUUGCGAAGCGCUUUUACAGCGAAGGGCCUGGUGCUGUCGGGGAAGACCUUGACAGAGGAACAGACCUUUUGGUGAUGUUUGAAAGAGAGCUGGCCAGACACGAGAGGAGCCGCCAGGAGCUCGCCAACGCCGAGAAGCUCUUCGACCUCCCAAUCACGAUGCACCCCGAGCUGCUCCAGGUGCAGAAGGAGAUGAAGGGGCUGAAGCUGGUCUACGAGCUCUAUGGUGGGCUCAAGGCUGCCAAAGAAGAGUGGUCUCAGACCCUCUGGGCCAACCUGAACGUUCAGUUUCUCCAGGAGGGAAUCGAGGGGUUUCUCAAGAACCUCCGGAAGCUGCCGCGGCAAGUGCGAAGCCUCCCGGUGGCCUACCAUCUGGAGAUGAAGAUGAAGGCAUUCAAAGACUCCAUCCCCCUGCUCCUGGACUUGAAACACGAGGCGCUGAGAGACAGGCAUUGGAAAGAGCUUAUGGAAAAAACGGGGGUGUUUUUUGAAAUGACGGAAACUUUCACCUUGGAAAAUAUGUUUGCCAUGGAACUUCACAAACACGUGGACGUUCUCAACGAGAUCGUGACGUCAGCCAUCAAGGAGAUUGCCAUCGAGAAGGCUGUGAAGGAAAUCCUGGACACGUGGGAAAAUAUGAAAUUCACUGUGGUCAAGUACUACAAAGGCACCCAGGAGCGAGGCUACAUUUUGGGGUCUGUUGAUGAAAUCAUCCAGGGCCUCGACGACAACACGUUCAACCUGCAGAGCAUCGCGGGGAGCAGAUUCGUGGGGCCUUUUCUGCAAACUGUUCACAAAUGGGAGAAGACCCUUUCUCUCAUCGGGGAGGUCAUCGAGAUCUGGAUGCUGGUGCAGAGGAAGUGGAUGUACCUGGAGAGCAUUUUCAUCGGCGGCGACAUCAGGUCACAGCUCCCUGAGGAGGCAAAGAAGUUCGACGCCAUCGACAGGAUGUUCAAGCGGAUCAUGGCGGAGACCCUGAAGGACCCGGUCAUCAAGAAGUGCUGCGAGGCCCCAAACCGCCUGGUUGAGCUGCAGAACAUCAGCGAGGGCCUCGAGAAGUGCCAGAAGAGCUUGAACGACUACCUGGACUCCAAGAGGAAUGCCUUCCCCCGGUUCUUCUUCAUCUCCGACGACGAGCUGCUCAGCAUCCUGGGCAACAGCGACCCGCUCUGCGUCCAGGAGCACAUGAUCAAGAUGUUUGACAACGUCGCGCUGCUGCGGUUCAACGACGGGGACAGCGGAGAAAAACUGGUGUCUGCCAUGAUUUCGGCGGAAGGAGAGGUCAUGGAGUUCCGCAAGAUCAUCCGAGCAGAAGGGCGCGUGGAGGACUGGAUGACGGCUGUCUUGCGUGAGAUGCGCAGAACAAACAGGCUGAUCACCAAGGAGGCUAUCUUCAGAUAUUGUGAAGACAGGAGCAGAGUCGACUGGAUGCUCCUGUACCAGGGCAUGAUGGUGCUGGCCUCCAGCCAAGUGUGGUGGACGUGGGAGGUGGAGGACGUCUUCCGCAAGGUGCAGGCCGGGGAGAAGCAGGCCAUGAAGGACUACGGCAAGAAGCUGCACCAGCAGAUCGACCAGCUGGUCACGCGCAUCACACUGUCCUUGAGCAGGAACGACAGGAAGAAAUACAACACGGUGCUCAUUAUCGACGUGCACGCCCGGGACAUCGUCGACUCUUUCAUCAGGAGCAGCAUCCUCGAGGCCCGGGAAUUUGAGUGGGAGAGUCAGCUCCGGUUCUACUGGGACCGGGAGCCGGAUGAGCUGCGUGUCCGCCAGUGCACGGGCACCUUUGGCUAUGGCUACGAGUACAUGGGCCUGAACGGGAGGCUGGUCAUCACGCCGCUCACCGACCGCAUCUACCUGACCCUCACCCAGGCGCUCUCCAUGUAUCUGGGCGGGGCCCCUGCUGGCCCGGCAGGGACUGGCAAAACCGAGACCACCAAGGAUCUCGCCAAAGCCUUGGGCUUGCUCUGUGUGGUCACCAACUGCGGCGAAGGCAUGGAUUACAAAGCUGUCGGGAAGAUUUUCUCUGGCCUGGCCCAGUGUGGGGCUUGGGGCUGCUUUGACGAGUUUAAUCGGAUCGACGCCUCUGUGCUGUCCGUGAUCUCAUCUCAGAUCCAGACCAUCCGAAACGCCUUGAUCCAUCAAUUAACCACGUUCCAGUUUGAAGGGCAGGAGAUCUCCCUGGACCCGAGAAUGGGCAUCUUCAUCACCAUGAACCCCGGCUACGCGGGCCGCACAGAGCUGCCCGAGUCGGUGAAGGCCCUGUUCCGGCCCGUGGUGGUGAUCGUGCCCGACAUGCAGCAGAUCUGCGAGAUCAUGCUCUUCUCCGAGGGCUUCCUCUGGGCCAAGACUCUGGCCAAAAAGAUGACGGUCCUGUAUAAGCUGGCCCGGGAGCAGCUCUCCAAGCAGCACCACUACGACUUCGGGCUCCGGGCCCUGAAGUCGGUGCUGGUGAUGGCCGGCGAGCUGAAGAGAGGCUCGCCUGAGCUCAAGGAGGACGUGGUGCUGAUGCGAGCCCUCCGGGACAUGAACCUGCCCAAGUUCGUGUUUGAGGACGUCCCGCUCUUCCUCGGGCUGAUCUCGGAUCUGUUUCCCGGACUCGACUGCCCGCGCGUGCGCUACCCGGACUUCAACGACGCUGUGGAGCAGGUGCUGGCGGAGAACGGCUACAUCGUCUUACCCGUCCAGGUGGACAAGGUGGUCCAGAUGUUCGAGACCAUGCUGACCCGCCACACGACGAUGGUGGUGGGGCCCACAGGAGGCGGCAAGUCUGUGGUCAUCAACACGCUGUGCCAGGCCCAGACCAAGCUCGGGCUGACGACGAAGUUGUACAUCCUGAACCCCAAGGCUGUGAGUGUCAUAGAACUCUACGGCAUCCUGGACCCCACCACCCGUGACUGGACUGAUGGGGUGCUGUCCAACAUCUUCAGGGAGAUGAACAAACCGACAGAUAAGAAGGAGAGAAAGUAUAUUUUGUUUGAUGGCGAUGUGGACGCGCUCUGGGUGGAAAACAUGAACUCCGUGAUGGACGACAACAAGCUGUUGACACUGGCCAAUGGUGAGCGCAUCCGGCUGCAAGCACACUGUGCUCUCCUCUUUGAGGUUGGAGAUCUACAGUAUGCCUCCCCUGCAACUGUGUCGCGAUGUGGAAUGGUUUAUGUGGAUCCUAAGAACUUGAAAUAUGAACCAUACUGGAAAAAAUGGGUUAAUCAAAUACAAAACAAGGCCGAGCUAAACACUUUGGAUAACCUCUUUGCAAAGUAUGUGCCCUAUCUCAUGGAUGUGAUAGUGGAAGGAAUAGUGGAUGGAAGACAAGGAGAGAAGCUGAAGAUGAUCGUUCAUCAAACAGACCUAAACAUGGUGACCCAGUUGACCAAGAUGUUGGAUGCAUUACUGGAAGGGGAAAUAGAGGACCCGGACCUGCUGGAGGCCUACUUCUUAGAGGCUCUGUACUGCUCUCUGGGCGCCACCCUGCUGGAGGACGCGAGGAUAAAGUUUGAUGAGUGCAUUAAGCACAUAGCCUCUUUGCCCACUGCUGACACAGAAGGGGUCUGGGCCGGCCCCGGGCAGCUGCCAGGCCACCUGCCCACCCUGUACAACUUUCACUUCCAUCCAACUGAGAAGAAGUGGAUCCCAUGGAACAAACUGGUUCCCGAGUAUGUCCACGAUCCCGAGCGGAAAUUCCUGGACAUCCUGGUUCACACGGUGGACACGACCUGCACCACCUGGAUCCUGCAGCAGAUGGUGAAGAUUAAGCAGCCUGUCAUUUUGGUUGGUGAAUCUGGUACCUCCAAGACCGCCACGACCCAGAAUUUCCUCAAAAAUCUGAACGAAGAGACUAAUAUUGUGCUGGUGGUCAAUUUCUCCUCCCGCACCACGUCCAUGGACAUCCAAAGAAAUCUAGAAGCGAAUGUGGAAAAGCGAACCAAGGACACGUACGGGCCGCCCAUGGGGAAGCGCCUCCUGGUGUUCAUGGACGACUUGAACAUGCCAAAGGUGGAUGAGUACGGCACUCAGCAGCCGAUCGCCUUGCUGAAGCUGCUGCUGGAGAAGGGCUUCCUGUACGACCGCGGGAAGGAGCUGAGCUGCAAGAACAUUCGCGACCUUGGCUGUGUUGCCGCCAUGGGGAAGGCUGGGGGCGGCCGCAAUGAAGUCGAUCCGAGGUUCCUUUCACUGUUCAGCGUCUUCAAUAUUCUGUUUCCUUCUGAGGAGUCUCUGCAUUUAAUUUAUUUCUCCAUCCUGAAAGGCCACACCUCGGUGUUCCACGAGAGCAUCGUGGCCAUGACCGACACGCUGACCUUCUGCACGCUGACACUUUACAAAAGCAUCGUGCAGGACCUGCCUCCCACCCCGUCCAAGUUCCACUACAUCUUCAACCUUCGGGACCUCUCGCGGGUUUUCAACGGUCUCGUCCUCACUAACCCAGAGCGGUUCCAGACGGUGGCCCAGAUGGUGAGGGUCUGGAGGAACGAGUGUCUGAGAGUCUUCCACGACCGCUUAAUCAACAAAACGGACAAGGAACUGGUACAAAGACACAUAGAAAACCUGGUGACGGAGCACUUCCCGGAUGACGUGGAGGUGGUGAUGAGGGACCCGAUCCUGUUCGGAGACUUCCGGAUGGCGCUGCAAGAAGAGGAAGCUAGAAUUUAUGAGGACAUCCAGGACUAUGAGGCGGCCAAGGCGCUGUUCCAGGAAAUUCUUGAGGAAUAUAACGAAAGCAACACGAAAAUGAACCUGGUGCUCUUUGACGACGCCCUGGAGCACCUGACGCGCGUGCACCGCAGCAUCCGCCUGGACCGCGGCCACGCCCUGCUGGUCGGGGUCGGGGGCUCGGGGAAGCAGUCCCUGGCCAGGCUGGCCGCCUUCACCGCCGGCUGUGAGGUGUUUGAGAUCCUCUUGAGCCGGGGCUACUCUGAGAGCAAUUUCCGGGAAGAUCUGAAGAACCUUUACCUGAAGCUGGGCAUUGAGAACAAAUCCACGAUCUUCCUGUUCACCGACGCGCACGUGGCCGAGGAGAGCUUCCUGGAGCUCAUCAACAACAUGCUGACCUCGGGCAUCGUCCCUGCGCUUUUCCCCGACGACGAGAAGGAGUCCAUCCUCAGCCAGCUGGGCCCGGAGGCCAUGAAGCAGGGUGUGGGCCCGGCCAAGGAGUCCGUGUGGCAGUACUUCGUGAACAAGAGUGCCAACAAUCUGCACAUCGUGCUGGGCAUGUCACCGGUGGGGGACAUCCUGAGGACCCGCUGCAGAAACUUCCCAGGUCUGGUGAAUAACACCAGUAUCGACUGGUUCAUGCCCUGGCCUUCCCAGGCCCUGCAGGCAGUCGCUAAGUCAUUUCUAGGGGAUAACCACAUGAUCCCGGCAGAGAAUCUAGAAAACCUUGUGGAGCAUUUUGUCUUGGUCCACGAAUCCGUGGGUGAAUUCAGCAAACAAUUUCUACAGAAACUGAGGCGCAGCAAUUAUGUAACUCCCAAGAAUUACCUUGAUUUUAUCCACACCUAUUCAAAAUUACUGGAGGAGAAAACCCAGAAUAACAUAGCUCAGUGCAAGCGCCUGGAGGGCGGGCUGGACAAGCUGAAGGAGGCCACCGCCCAGCUGGACGAGCUGAACCUGAAGCUGGCCGAACAGAAGAUCGUGCUGGCCGAGAAGUCGCAGGCGUGUGAGGCCCUGCUGCAGGAGAUCGCCACCAACACUGCCAUAGCGGAGGAGAAGAAGAAGCUGGCAGAAGAGAAAGCCAUGGAGAUAGAGGAACAGAACAAGGUCAUCGCCAUCGAAAAGGCUGAGGCCGAGAUGGCCCUGGCUGAGGUCAUGCCCAUCCUGGAGGCCGCCAAGCUGGAGCUGCAGAAACUGGACAAGUCGGACGUGACCGAGAUUAGGUCCUUCGCCAAGCCCCCAAAGCAGGUGCAGACCGUCUGCGAGUGCAUCCUCAUCAUGAAGGGCUACAAAGAGGUUAACUGGAAGACCGCCAAGGGCAUGAUGUCCGACCCCAACUUCCUGAGGUCCCUGAUGGAGAUCGAUUUCGACUCCAUUAGCCCGAGCCAAGUGAAGAACAUCAGAAGUCUCCUGAAGACGCUCAACACCACCACGGAGGAGAUGGAGGCGGUGAGCAAGGCGGGCCUGGGCAUGCUGAAGUUUGUGGAGGCUGUCAUGGGCUACUGCGACGUCUUCAAAGAGAUCAAGCCCAAAAGAGACAAGGUGGCCAAGCUGGAGCGGACUUUCUUCCUCACUAAACGUGAACUGGAAAAGAUCCAGAAUGAGUUGGCGGCCAUCCAGAGAGAGCUGGAAGCUUUGGGGGCCAAAUACGAGGCGGCCAUCCUGGAGAAGCAAAAGCUCCAGGAAGAAGCCGAGAUCAUGGAGAGGCGGCUGAUUGCCGCCGACAAGCUCAUCUCCGGGCUGGGGUCCGAGAACGUCAGGUGGCUGAAGGACCUGGCUGAGCUCAUGCACCGGCGGGUGAAGCUGCUGGGGGACUGCCUGCUGUGUGCCGCCUUCCUGAGCUAUGAAGGCGCCUUCACCUGGGAGUUCCGUGACGAGAUGGUCAACCAGGUGUGGCAGGCGGACAUCCUGAAGCGGGAGAUUCCCCUGAGCCAGCCCUUUCGACUGGAAAGCCUGCUCACGGAUGACGUCGAGAUCAGCAGGUGGGGCUCCCAGGGGCUGCCCCCCGAUGAGCUCUCGGUGCAGAACGGCAUCCUCACCACCCGGGCCAGCCGCUUCCCGCUCUGCAUCGACCCCCAGCAGCAGGCGCUCAGCUGGAUAAAGAGAAAGGAGGAGAAGAACAACCUGCGGGUGGCUUCCUUCAACGACCCCGACUUCCUCAAGCAGCUGGAGAUGGCCAUCAAGUACGGGACCCCCUUCCUGUUCCACGACGUGGACGAGUACAUCGACCCUGUGAUCGACAACGUCCUGGAAAAGAACAUAAAGGUCUCCCAGGGGCGGCAGUUCAUCAUCCUGGGGGACAAGGAAGUGGACUACGACUCGAACUUCAGGCUCUACCUGAACACCAAGCUGGCCAACCCCAGAUACUCGCCGUCUGUGUUCGGGAAGGCCAUGGUGAUCAAUUACACGGUCACGCUGAAAGGCCUGGAGGACCAACUGCUGAGCGUGCUGGUGGCCUACGAGAGGCGAGAGCUGGAGGAGCAGCGGGAGCACCUCAUCCAGGAGACGAGCGAGAACAAGAAUCUGCUGAAGGACCUGGAGGACUCUCUCCUCCGGGAGCUGGCCACCUCCACGGGGAACAUGCUGGACAACGUGGAGCUGGUGCAUACGCUGGAGGAGACCAAGUCCAAGGCCAUGGAGGUCACAGAGAAACUCAAGCUGGCGGAGAAGACGGCGCUGGACAUCGACAGGCUGCGGGACGGCUACCGGCCGGCUGCCAGGAGAGGCGCCAUCCUGUUCUUCGUGCUGUCGGAGAUGGCACUGGUGAACGCCAUGUACCAGUACUCCCUGGCCGCCUUCCUCGACGUCUUCGGCUUGUCGCUCAAGAAGUCCCUGCCGGAUUCCAUUCUCAUGAAGCGCCUGAAGAACAUCAUGGACACGCUGACUUUCAACAUCUACAACUACGGUUGUACAGGGCUGUUUGAGAAGCACAAGUUACUCUUUUCUUUCAAUAUGACUAUUAAAAUCGAACAAGCGGAAGGCAGAGUCCCCCAGGAAGAAUUAGAUUUCUUUUUGAAAGGAAACAUUUCCCUGGAGAAGAGCAAACAAAAAAAGCCCUGCGCGUGGCUGUCCGACCAGGGGUGGGAAGACAUCAUUCUUCUAUCAAAACUGUUCUCGGCCACCUUUGGGACUCUCCCUAGCGAUGUCGAGAACCACCUGUCUGUCUGGCAGGAGUGGUAUGACCUGGAUUGGCUCGAGCAGGCCCCGUUCCCCCUGGGCUACGACGACAACAUCACCCCUUUCCAGAAGUUGCUGAUUCUGCGCUGUUUCCGCGUGGACCGGGUAUACCGGGCGGUGACCGACUACGUGACCGUGAUCAUGGGGGAGAAGUACGUGCAGCCCCCGGUGAUCAGCUUUGAGGCCAUCUUUGAGCAGAGCACCCCGAACUCGCCCAUUGUGUUUAUCCUGAGCCCUGGCUCCGACCCUGCCAGUGACCUGAUGAAGUUAGCCGAGCGGAGUGGUUUUGGAGGAAACCGCCUCAAAUUCCUGGCCAUGGGUCAAGGUCAAGAAAAACUGGCCCUGCAGCUGCUGGAGACGGCAGUGGCUCGCGGCCAGUGGCUGAUGCUGCAGAACUGCCACCUCCUGGUCCGGUGGCUCAAGGAUCUGGAGAAGUCCCUGGAGCGCAUCACCAAGCCUCACCCCGACUUCCGCCUGUGGCUCACCACCGACCCCACCAAGGGCUUCCCCAUUGGCAUCCUGCAGAAGUCCUUGAAGGUGGUCACGGAGCCACCCAACGGGCUGAAGCUCAACAUGAGGGCGACUUACUUCAAGAUCUCUGAGGAAAUGCUGGGCCAGUGUCCCCACCCGGCCUUCAGGCCCCUGGUGUACGUGCUGGCCUUCUUCCACGCCGUGGUGCUGGAGAGGAGGAAGUUCGGCAAGAUCGGCUGGAACGUCUACUACGACUUCAACGAGUCCGACUUCCAGGUCUGCAUGGAGAUUCUGAACACGUACCUGACAAAGGCCUUCCAGCAGCACGACCCCCGGAUCCCGUGGGGCAGCCUCAAGUACCUCAUUGGGGAGGUCAUGUAUGGAGGACGGGCCAUCGACAGCUUCGACCGGCGCAUCCUGACCGUGUACAUGGACGAGUACCUGGGAGACUUCAUCUUCGACACUUUCCAGCCCUUCCACUUCUUCCGCAACAAGGAGGUGGACUACAGGAUCCCCGUGGGCGACCUGAAGGAGAAGUUCGUGGAGGCCAUUGAGGCGCUCCCGCUGGCCAACACGCCCGAGGUGUUCGGGCUGCACUCCAACGCCGAGAUCGGCUACUACACGCAGGCCGCACGGGACAUGUGGGCGCACCUGCUGGAGCUGCAGCCGCAGACAGGGGAGAGCAGCAGCGGCAUCAGCCGUGACGACUACAUCGGCCAGGUGGCCAAGGACAUAGAGAACAAGAUUCCCAAGGUGUUCGACUUGGACCAGGUCAGGAAGGCCCUGGGGGCGGACGUGUCGCCCACGUCCGUGGUGCUGCUGCAGGAGCUGGAGCGCUUCAACAGGCUGGUGCUGCGCAUGGCCCGCUCGCUGGCCGAGCUGCAGAGGGCCCUGGCAGGAGAGGUGGGCAUGAGCAGCGAGCUGGACGACGUGGCCAGGUCUCUCUUCCUCGGGCAAAUCCCGAGCAUCUGGAGAAAGCUCGCCCCGGACACCCUGAAGUCCCUUGGAAACUGGAUGCUCUACUUCCAGCGGCGCUUCAGCCAGUACACGUCCUGGGUCAGCGACAGCGAGCCCGGCGUGAUGUGGCUCUCGGGGCUGCACGUCCCGGAGUCCUACCUCACGGCCCUGGUGCAGGCCACCUGCCGGAGGAACGGCUGGCCGCUGGACCACUCCACCCUGUUCACGCAGGUCACCAGGUUCCAGGGCGCUGAUGAAGUGAACGAGCGGGCAGGCCAAGGAUGCUUUGUCUCGGGGCUGUAUCUGGAGGGCGCCGACUGGGACCUCGAGCGGGGCUGUCUGGUCAGGAGCAAGCCCAAGGUGCUGGUGGUGGACCUGCCCGUCCUGAAGAUCAUCCCCAUCGAGGCCCAUCGCCUCAAGCUGCAGAACACGCUGCGGACACCCGUCUACACCACCUCCACCAGGAGGAACGCCAUGGGUGUUGGGCUGGUGUUUGAGGCUGAUCUCUUCACCACAAAGCACAUUUCCCACUGGGUGCUGCAAGGGGUGUGCCUCACCCUGAAUUCUGACUAGCCCCGUGCGCCCCCAGCCCUGCACCCGUGUCCUGAGACCCCGGCCCUGAGUCCCGGGCCGACGCCCACGUGUGGGCAAUCAGCCAUUUUAAUGCCUUUUCGGAGAAAUUACCUGGAUUUUUGUAAAAACUAUUUUUUUUUUUUUAGAAUUCUGUAUAUUUGCAAAGUAAAUC
This is a messenger RNA of Talpa occidentalis (Iberian mole), 13927 nucleotides long. It is a transcript of the gene DNAH10, whose product is annotated as dynein axonemal heavy chain 10. Gene Ontology annotation, molecular function: dynein intermediate chain binding; minus-end-directed microtubule motor activity; ATP binding. Gene Ontology annotation, cellular component: dynein complex. The transcript is spliced from 79 exons. The record is from RefSeq and is a predicted model, not a curated record. Gene Ontology annotation, biological process: microtubule-based movement. NCBI's taxonomy places the organism in Eukaryota, Metazoa, Chordata, Mammalia, Eulipotyphla, Talpidae. The coding region runs from base 1 to 13755 and encodes 4584 amino acids.